This is a messenger RNA of Pistacia vera, 1603 nucleotides long. RefSeq names its product serine carboxypeptidase-like 18. Gene Ontology annotation, biological process: proteolysis; secondary metabolic process. Gene Ontology annotation, molecular function: acyltransferase activity, transferring groups other than amino-acyl groups; serine-type carboxypeptidase activity. The coding region runs from base 1 to 1422 and encodes 473 amino acids. NCBI's taxonomy places the organism in Eukaryota, Viridiplantae, Streptophyta, Magnoliopsida, Sapindales, Anacardiaceae. The record is from RefSeq and is a predicted model, not a curated record. The transcript is spliced from 14 exons.
AUGCAUCUCCGUUUUAUUAGUCCUCCGAGGUUGAGAUGGAUAUAUUUUAUUCUGAUUCUUCUGCUUAAACUGUCGGCAUCGACCGUCUUCUCCAGCUCAAUUGUUAAAUAUCUUCCAGGCUAUGAGGGUCAACUUCCAUUCAAGCUCGAAACAGGGUACGAAAGUGUAGGAGACUCCGAGUUAUUCUACUACUUCAUCGAGUCGCAAGGUGACAUUGAAGAGGAUCCUCUAAUUCUUUGGCUGUCAGGGGGCCCUGGCUGUUCUUCCUUCUAUGGACUCAUCUAUGAAAUUGGUCCAUUGGAGUUUGAUAUCCACAACUAUACGGGUGGCUUACCAAGACUUAAGGAUUAUCCAUAUGCAUGGACUAAGACAGCCAGCAUUAUCUUUCUAGAUGCACCUGUAGGCACAGGUUUCUCUUAUGCUAGAACCCCAGAAGGCUGGCCCACCUCAGACUCUAAAUCAGCUGAGCAAUCCUAUCAGUUUCUUAAAAAGUGGUUACUUAAACACCCACAGUAUCUCCAAGUUGAGCUAUACAUUGGUGGUGAUUCUUAUUCAGGCAUGGUAGUUCCCCAAAUCACCAAAAAGAUAAUAGACGAAAAUGGACCUGAUACCAAUCUACGUAUGAAUCUCAAAGGAUAUAUUAUGGGGAGCCCACAUACAGAUUCUAUUAUUGAUGAGAAUUCAAAAAUAAUAUUUGCUCAUCGUAUGGCACUCAUAUCAGAUGAACUCUAUCAGGAACUCAAAACAAGCUGCAAGGGAAAUUAUCAUGUUGUAGACGUCUCCAAUACGAGAUGUGUAGCUGCUCUUCAAACUUACAAAAACUGCAUCAAAGACAUAAAUCGGAGUGAUAUCCUGGAACCAAAGUGUACAUAUGCAUCUCCACAUAUGAACCAAGCAGAAAUGCCUCACAGGUCUCUACAAGAAAAUUCUACAAGUUUCAUCCUUUCACCUCCAAGAAUCCCUGAACUAUGGUGUCGGAACUUUAAUUAUGCGCUUUCCUACAUGUGGGCAAAUGAUGCUCAAGUCCAAGAUGCUUUACACAUUAGAAAGGGAUUUGUAUCAGAUUGGCAGCGAUGCAACAAGAGCAUAUCAUACACCAAGGAUAUCUUGAGCGUGGUUGAUAUUAAUCGGUAUCUCAGUCGAUACGGCUUGCAAGUUCUCAUAGAAUGCGGAGAUCAUGACAUGGUUGUUCCCCUUCUGGGUACCGAACAAUGGAUAAAGUCGCUUAACUUGACCAUUGUAAAUGACUGGCGCCCAUGGUUCGUUGACGGCCAAGUUGCAGGAUACACACAAAAAUAUUCAGAACAUGGAUAUCGUUUGACUUACGCCACUGUCAAGGGUGCAGGUCAUCCAGCUCUAGAAUAUUAUCGCAGAGAAGGUUAUGAGAUGUUUCGGAGGUGGAUACAUUGGUAUCCUCUCUAGAUUAUGCUCAGAUUACCAGAAGGUUCAUAAUAAUAUUCAGUAUUCACUAAGCGCAAGUGGAAAUAAUGUUAAGAGAUUUUAGAAAUAAGUGUGACCACUACUAUUUAUGUUGCGUGGUGUUUAUUGUAAUUGCUAAUCAGAAACCAGUUUGAUAUAAUUAUUUAUGUCACUUAUCAUAUCA